This is a messenger RNA of Thrips palmi, 1912 nucleotides long. RefSeq lists its product as uncharacterized. The transcript is spliced from 5 exons. Bases 221 to 1084 code for a protein of 287 amino acids. The record is from RefSeq and is a predicted model, not a curated record. Lineage: Eukaryota; Metazoa; Arthropoda; Insecta; Thysanoptera; Thripidae.
GUCCAAAACUUGCUCACAGCGCUGUCAGCGCCCUCACGGUCGGUCCGAAACAACCGUGAGCGAGCUCUCGCGAGACGUAUGACGUCACACUUCCCGCUCUCACGACUGCUCACGGCGCCCCACCUCCGACCCUUGAGCGACGUGAGCACAACAGCAAUUGCGCGCCAAAAGCACAAAAACAAGACAAAGAGACUGGAGAGAGUGCAGAGGAGCAGUAAAGAUGCCGUCCUUCACAGUAUUUGACGCCUCAACGAAUAUGGAUGUGUGCUUAACAGUCAGCGAUGCUGACUAUCAAAGAGCAAUGGCAGACAAUACGUUCCUUGUGGCAUUAGUCAAUCAAGAAUACUCAAGAAGGGCGGAAGCAAUUGCCGCUGCUGCUGAUGCAGAUGAAGCAGAAGCUGCAACAGAAGACGCACAUGCACCCUCCGAUGAGGCGCAGGAGGAGCAGGAGGUCCAGGAGGGUGGAGACCAAAAAUCUAUCUUUUUGUGGACCACCGACGUAAUAUAUCUGCUCCUCUCUUUGUAUGAAGAAAAUAUGGAGCAAUUUUCCGCAGGGAAAAAAACCCACAAGAAAAUUUGGGCUGGCAUUGCCGCGGAGGUAAAAUUGAAAAGUGGGAAAGAUCCCAAAGGUGAGCAAUGCCAGUCCAAAAUGGCCUCGUUGAAAAAGACCUAUAAAAAUAUUAUUGACCACAACGGUGUGUCGGGCAACAAUAGGAAAACCUGGCCAUACUUUAAGAGGAUGGAUGAAAUUUUUGGCAAGAGUGGGUGGGCCGAGCCAAAAGCCCUGGCAACGGAAGCUGGCCCUGGUCCUGGCCCUGGCUCUUCUGCUGCCUCUGCAUCAGACUCACCACCAGUAGCCAAAAAGGCCAGAGCAGAGGUCCUAUUAGAUAAAUUUGUUGAAGAGCUGAGGAGGGAAAGAAAAGAGAGGGAGGAGGCAAAGAGGAGGGAAAAGGAGGCCAAAGAGGCGGCCUUUCAGAAACUUCAAAUGGAGAGGAAGAGCCUCAAAGAACAGAUGCAUAGGGAAACUAUGGAAAUGAUGAGAAAAAUGACGGAGGCCAUUACUGGCAAAAAAAUUGACAAUUAGUCCUAGCUAAAAUGAAGUUUUGUUAAGUUGUUUUUUUAAAUUUUCUAUUCUAUUCUAUGACGUAAAGAGACAACACUUGCAGUCCAAGUUCAUUGGCUUAGUCUUUUGCUGUAGCUCAGACCUAAGAGUUACUGGCACAUAGACAAAGCUGUAAUGAUCUGGGAGUGCCAAUGCUGUCUGAUUGUGCUGUUGCAGUUUUGUCUAUGUGCCAUGUAUCUCUAGGUCUAGUCACCCUUCGAACUUAGGCUGUGAUAUUUUGUCUUUAUGACCUCUAGUAUUAAUGUGAAUGGAGCUCAUCGCUACUAGCCUUUUAUUUUUGCAAAAGGCAUCCUAAGAUGAUCUCUCUUCUAUAUCUAAGUACCUAAAUGUUUGUUUUACUCUUAUCUAUUUAAUAAGUCAAAUGUUAAAAGAAACUAGUUGGCCCGUAUCGUGUAUGUUUUGUUAAAAAAAAAUACCGAAGGGAUGGGCAUAUUUUUCAAUCAAGCACUAUCACAGCAAUAUCUGGCGUCCAUGAUCAUUUUGGCAGUCUUUUGCUGUAGCUCAGACCUAAGAGUUACUGGCACAUAGACAAUGCUGUAAUGAUCUGGGAGUGCCAAUGCUGUCUGAUUGUGCUGUUGCAGUUUUGUCUAUGUGCCAUGUAUCUCUAGGUCUAGUCACCCUUUGAACUUGGGCUGUGAUAUUUUGCCAUUGUGCUUGUGUUGAUGUUUAAGUUUGGUAUAGGUCUAAACGUACUUCAAGCGUUUCUAGACAAACUUUUUAUAUUUCAUGUUUUGUAAAGUAAUUUUUUUUUGAAUUACUAAUAAACUUAAUACAAUUAUAAGCACCCCA